Polychytrium aggregatum is the source of this 1427-nucleotide messenger RNA. RefSeq lists its product as uncharacterized. The record is from RefSeq and is a predicted model, not a curated record. The transcript is spliced from 2 exons. Gene Ontology annotation, molecular function: protein binding. The coding region runs from base 44 to 1264 and encodes 406 amino acids. NCBI's taxonomy places the organism in Eukaryota, Fungi, Chytridiomycota, Chytridiomycetes, Polychytriales.
CUCUUCCCCAUCACCAGUCGCCUGUUCUCCCAUCUCCUGCAGUAUGGCCAACAACCCCGUCGAUCAGUCCGCCUCGGGUGCUGCUCUUGAGCAGCACGGUGUCGGCUUGCGUCCUGCACCAGACAUCUUCACCAUUGUGUGUUCCAACGACAGCUUCCAACUGGCCCUCGACCACACCACAACCAAGACCAUGCUCCGAGUGUGCAAGCAGGUCCAGCCACUCCUGAGCUCCAAAGUAGCUGGCUUCCACGACUGGUGCCAGAAGGCAGGACUGUGCCGUCCGGACGGCCAGUUGAUGAUCCGCCUCACCAUCAGCGACCAGAUUGCCCUCUCGCUGCACAGCAAGGGCCAAGACACAGCCGGUAUAUCAUGGGUUGUAGCUCUGGCCGACCAAGGCCAUGCCGCUGCCUCGUAUCUCCUGGCCUGGGUUCUCCUUCUCGCGUCCAUCGUCAAGCUGCCUUUGCCCGAGGUCGACUUCAUUUCCAGACAGAAAGAAUGCGCCCGCCAUUUGGAAACGGCCGCCAACGCCGGCCAUUCCAUGGCACAACUCCAGUUGGCCGACUGCUAUUAUAAUGGCAUCGGGGUCGACCGAGACCGUGCCAAAGCCUUUGAAAGCUACCGCAAGCUCGCAAACGACGGGAUCCACCGGGCCCAAGUUGCCGUUGGUCGAUACUAUGCAGAUGGCGAAGGUAUCGAUCAAGACUUCAACACAGCCAUCGAGUGGUAUUCCAAGGCUGCCGCCCAAGGAAGCGAAGAUGGCCGGCUUCAUCAUCUGAUGGCGCUGUGCCUGGUGCAUGGAUUUGGAACGACGAAGGACCAGGAAAAGGCCGUGGCCAUCUUUGAGCAGCUCGCCAACGACGGCCGCAGCAGCAGCCAGUACUGGGUCGGCAAAUGCUGGUGGGAGGGCUGGGGAGUGUCGGGAAGCUACUCGACGGCGUUUGAGUGGUUCAGCAAGUCGGCCGAGCAGGGCAGCUCGUACGGACAGUUCAUGGCUGGUGUGUGCUACAAGAUAGGACUCGGUGUCGAUAAGGACAAUGCUCGUGCUUUUGAGUGGCUCCGCGAGUCGGCCGAGCAGGGCAAUCGAUACGGACAAUACUACCUCGGCAGCUGCUACAACAACGGCAUCGGCAUCGACAAGGACACUGACACGGCCGUGUUCUGGUAUCGCAAGUCCGCAGACCAAAGCCACUACCUCGCUGUCAACGAGCUCAAGUCAUUCGGCUUGUGGUCCUGGGCCUCGAGCAGGCAAUCAGAAGCGCCUUGAAGCUGCGACAAACCCCGCGGAACAGCAAAUGUAUCGAUGAAGCGACAAGGGUCGAGGAGUGCUGCGUGUUAUCCAAUCUGUCCAUGGCACCCAUCACAUUCCAAUGGAUCCGAAUACAUCUGAAUACAUCUGAAUACAUCUGAAUACAUCUGAAUACAUCUGA